AUUGUCACCAGUAUACGAACAGGAGCUGUGAGGAGUGUCUGAAAAAUGUCACCUGCCUGUGGUGUGCCAGCAGCGGGAAGUGCCUGGAGUACCCCGUCCGAAGAGUCCUCCCCCCGGCCGACCUCUGCGAGCUCCGCUCCGCGCGCUGGGGCGUCUGCUGGGUGAACUUUGAAGCCCUGAUCAUUGCGAUGUCUGUGGUGGGAGGAACGAUCCUUAUCAUGUUGGGGGUCUGCUGCUGCUGCUGCUGUUGUAAGAAAAAGAGCAAAAAGCCAGACAAGGAUGACGAGAGAGCGGCCCGGGAGCGGGAGAAGAGGCGAGUGCGGCAGGAGGAGAGGAGAGCAGAGAUGAAAUCACGGCACGAUGAAAUCCGAAGGAAAUACGGCCUGUUCAAGGAAGAGAAUCCUUAUGCAAAAUUUGAGAAUUAG
Molecule: messenger RNA, 425 nt
Organism: Tauraco erythrolophus (red-crested turaco)
Lineage: Eukaryota; Metazoa; Chordata; Aves; Musophagiformes; Musophagidae
Source: RefSeq, a predicted model, not a curated record